AUGUCUUCCGAGGCGGGGUCGAACGCCGCCAAGGAGCGCGGAAAUGCGCUCUUUAAAGCGGGUAACUACCGCGAUGCUGUUGCGGCAUAUACAGAGGCGAUCGUGCAAGAUAGUGCGAACGCACCGCUCCUUUUGUUGAACCGGUGUGCGGCGUACUUGGCCUUGAACGAUUUUAAGAAUGCGCUCAACGACGGACGCUCUGCGGUGCAGAAGCAGGGCGCGCCGUCGGCCAAGGCGCUUACGCGUGUGGCCAAGUGCUACAUCGGCCUCGGCGAGCUGUCGUCGGCCGCAGAAAGCGCACGCGCCGCCGCCGAGGCGCCGGGCGCGACGCCGGCGGAGCAGACGCAGGCGCGCGACGUCGCCGAGCAGGUGCAAGAGAUCGAAAAGCACCUUGCGAGCUUCGACACUUACAUCAAAGAAAAGAACUGGACGCUCGCCUCGAUCGCGCUCGACCAGGCGCAGCGCAUCGCCAAGCUCUCCGAGUCGACGAGCCCGGCGCACUGGAAGCUGCUGCGCGCGACACUCUACCUGCAGCGCGGCAAGAUCUCGCAGGCGCACUCGGUCGCGACCGACAUGUACCGCGCGGACCCCACGAGCACGGAUGCGCUGCUGCUCGGUGCGCGUGUCAUGCUGGCGAACAACGACGUGGCGAAGGCCGUGUCCCAGGUCCAGGCGGCGCUGCGCAACGACCCCGACCGCGCGGACGUGAAGCAGUUCCUGCGCAAGUGCAAGGCGCUCGCAUCCCUCAAGGAGGCCGCGAACGCCGCGUUCAAGGCGAACAACUCGGAGGAGGCGCUCGCCAAGUACGCCGAAAUCCUCCAGGUCGCCGACCAGGACGCGGAGCGCGACGCGGAGCCGAAAAAGUUCAAGGCGGUGAUCUACUCGAACCGCGCGAUCCUCAAGUCCAAGACGGGCGACUACGCCUCGUCCAUCGCGGACUGCGACACGGCACUGGAACUCGACCCCGGCUAUACGAAGCCGCUGCGCACGCGCGCACGCGCACACCUCAGCCAGGAGAACUACGAGGAUGCAGUGCGCGACUUUAAAAAGGCGAUGGAGGAGAGCGUCGGCACGCCCGAAGCCGACUCGCUGCGCCGCGAGCUGCGCCAGGCCGAGCUCGACCUAAAGCGCAGCAAGAAGAAGGACUAUUACAAGAUCCUCGGCGUGUCCAAGACCGCGAACGAGCCCGAGAUCAAAAAGGCGUUCCGCAAAGAAUCGCUCAAGCACCACCCCGACAAGGGCGGCGACGAAGAAAAGUUCAAGCUGUGCAACGAGGCGUACAAUGUGCUCAGCGAUCCGCAGCAGCGCCGCAGGUACGACUCGGGCGUCGACGAUAUGGACGAGAUGGAUAUGGGCAUGGGCGGUAUGGGCGGCGGUAUGGGCGGCGGCAUGGGCGGCAUGGGCGGCAUGGGCGGCAUGCACGGUGUCAACCUCGCCGACCUCUUUGGCCCGGGCUUUGCCAACUUUGAUACCGGCGCACGCUACUCGAACGGCGGCACGAGCUUCCACUUUGGCUAA
Molecule: messenger RNA, 1518 nt
Organism: Malassezia japonica
Lineage: Eukaryota; Fungi; Basidiomycota; Malasseziomycetes; Malasseziales; Malasseziaceae
Exons: 1
Coding region: 1-1518 (505 amino acids)
Molecular function (GO): protein binding
Source: RefSeq, a predicted model, not a curated record